GUUUUGGCCAUGUCCAGUUUUCACUGGAGAAUCAGCAGCUUGUAGGGCCGUGUGCACGACCUUGUAGGAAAUGAUCUGUCCAGGAUUCUGGUAAGGUUGUCGACCCCUACAGCUACUACUAGUAGUACUGCCCUGGUGGUUGUGGAGAAGGGGCUUUGGGAAGAGUCACGUCAGCCCAAUUUGUCAUCCGGGGAAACUUCAAUUGGUCGCUCUCGUCCUCAUCAAGCUCACUGUCGACACUAUGCCCACGCCCACUCAUCCUUUCCGAAAUACAGAAAGCCUUCUUGUCGUCAUUCCGGACGAUAGAAUCGAUGUCGAAGCAGAAGCACAAUUGUACGACGAGUUGUGUGACGAUCAAAUUUCCAUUCGCCCAUCCAGCCGGCCCAAAUCUCCCCAGGAACCACCCUCUAUUUUCUCUCGCGACAUCUGGCUGAACGACAACUCUGGCGCGAGUCUUGCUUUUGCCCGAAACGUACAUAUCGCGGGGUGGACGAGCGUGGGUGAUAAGCUGGGUGGGGCUUAUGUUGUGUAUGAUUGUGUGAUUCGCACAAAAGAGGAUACUACUAUCCACGCACAUAAGCGGUAUAGUGAUUUCGUACUGUUGUACGACGCUCUGAAACAUUCAUUACCUAAACAUCAACACCAUUUCAUCCCAGCCCUUCCCCCGAAAUAUCCCUUCUCGCGCUACCGAGCGGCUUUCCUCGAUCGUCGCCGGAGACAACUACAGUACUGGCUCUCUGCGGUUCUCCUGCACCCCGAGAUUGGUGCAUGUCAGGCUGUAAGAUGGUGGGUUAUGGAUUAGGCAUUUAUCAUGCAUAGUAACACGCGGAGUGCCAAGUACGAGCUGUGACGAUGCGGAUAAUGUCUUUCUUUCUUUAUUGCUGUUUAUUCCGGAUACUACCCUACUUACGACUUACUACUUACUCUGCCCAUGAUAUAUUCAUCAGACUAAACACGCUCCGCAGCGUUCGUCUCCAAUGCACAUGGUCCCAAGUGCUCGUUCACCAGAAGUAAAACAGCAUGCGGAUAUGUGCUGCAGCUCGUACUCUUUUCUGCCCAAUUGCAAACUCCGUAAAUUUUGAUGGAUGAGACAAUACUAGUUCCCUUUUUUCGACUCCCGGGUCAAUAUGCUACUGGUCAACUGGUCAUCCAGGGGUUGCCA
Suillus discolor is the source of this 1162-nucleotide messenger RNA. RefSeq names its product Phox-like protein. The transcript has 5 exons. Gene Ontology annotation, molecular function: phosphatidylinositol-3-phosphate binding. Gene Ontology annotation, cellular component: endosome. NCBI's taxonomy places the organism in Eukaryota, Fungi, Basidiomycota, Agaricomycetes, Boletales, Suillaceae. Bases 242 to 802 code for a protein of 186 amino acids. The record is from RefSeq and is a predicted model, not a curated record.